GGCAUCUGUCGCCUAGCAACGAAAUGUCAACUUCAGUUUCCAAACAAACAUCGAUAACCUUAGCUAGCUAACAAGCUAGCUUAAAACCUGUAGGUUAGCUAGGUACUGACCGUCCGCAGACUUCAACAACAGGAUGGGGAAGAAAGUGAAGAAAGAGAGUGAGCCUCCUUCUAAGGAUGUGUUUGACCCCUUGCCGAUUGAGAGUAAGAAAGCAGCCACUGUGGUCCUCAUGCUCAAUUCCCCCGAAGAGGAGGUUUUGGUUAAAGCUUGCGAAGCCAUCCACAAAUUUGCAGAGAAAGGUGAUGAGAACAGGAGUUCUCUGCUGGGGCUAGGGGCUGUGGAGCCUCUGUCUCACCUCAUCUCCCAUGAAGACAAGCUAGUCCGCCGCAAUGCUUUCAUGGCCCUGGGGGUCAUGGCUGCCAACAGCGAUGUAAAAAGACUUCUGAAGAAACUGGAUGCCAUUCCUUCUAUCAUCAGAAAGCUGUCACCUGAAGAGGAUGUUGUGGUCCAUGAGUUUGCCACACUGUGUCUGGCCUCCCUGUCGGUAGACUUCAGCUGUAAGGUCCAGAUCUCGGACCAGGAGGGACUAGAGCCGCUUAUACAGCUUCUGUCCAGCCCUGACCCUGAUGUCAAGAAGAAUUCUGUGGAGACUAUCUGCAACCUGGUGCAGGACCUCCCCAGCCGUGUGGCAGUGCGUGAGCUAAAUGGCAUCCCCCCGCUCCUGGAGCUGUUGAGAUCUGAGUUCCCGGUCAUCCAGCAGUUAUCCCUGAGGACGCUGGUGAUCGUAACCACGGAUACCGACACACGAGCCACCUUCAGGGAGGAGCAGGGCUUUGACAGGCUGCUGGAGUUCCUCUGCAACAAGGAGUUCAGUGAUCUGCAUGUAGAAGCCCUCCAGGUUUUGUCUAACUGUCUGGAGGACAGAGACAGUCUCCAGCUGAUCCAUGAGACUGGAGGUCUCCAGAGGUUACUACAGUUCAUCACCACUCCCACCCUGCUGGACAUACAGACAAACGCUGUCAAGGCCAUCUCCAGGGUGGCGCAGAGCUCAGAGAACCGCAAGCUGCUCCAUGAGCAGGACAUCGAGCGGUCUCUGGUGGAGCUGCUGUCUCUAGAGGGUGAUAGUUUGAGGACUGCUACCUGUCAGGCUGUCGCUGCCAUGAGUCUACACCUGGCCAGCAAAGAUGCUUUCAGAGACCUGGACGGUAUCCGUGCGGUGGUGCAGCUGCUUGGUAGUGAGGGGGGCGAGGUGAGAGAGGCAGCAGCCCAGGCCCUGUCUAGCCUUACAAGCAGCAACCAGCUCAACUCAUAUGCUGUCUAUGAGGCUGAGGGAGAUGAGGGCUUGGUUCAGCAGCUCCAUGACGUUAUUCCCGGUGCGGUGGCUCACGCUGCGGCCGUCCUCACCAAUAUGGCUGAACAGGAAGUCCUCCGCUGCAGCAUCCUGUCCCACGGGGCCAUGGCUGCCCUCCUGGAGCCGCUGCAGUCUGCGGACACACACACCCUGGUUCGAGCCACGCAGGCCCUCGCCGCUCUCGCCUGCGAUGCUGAGGGACGGGCAGACCUGAGGAAUGCGGGAGGCCUAGUUCCAUUGGUCCAACUGCUACGGUCCAAUCACAAGGAGGUACGCCGCAAUGCAUGCUGGGCCAUCAGCGUGUGCGCUAACGAUGAGCCCACUGCCGUGGAGAUGUGCAAGCUGGGGGCCCUGGACUUGUUGCAGGAGAUCAACAGCUCAGCUAACCGUAGGAAUAAGUUUAGUGAGAUUGCUCUACAAAGACUGCUGGACUCCAACCUGUCUCUCAAAUACAGCCUGACCAACACACUGGCCCCCACAGACAUCACUGUGGACGGCUUCUACGACCCCGGGCAGGCUCGUUCUGGCCAGAGGGUGUUGACUCUAGAGGAUCUGUCUAAACAGCCAGUAAACCAGCGACGGCCUGUCAUUGCUAUUAAUGCCAAACCCCUCGACACGGUGUCAGUCGAUCAGUCAGAGGAGAGACAACAGGACAGCCCCACCGAGACUCGCACUGCAUCUGUACUCAGCAGCAAGGGCUCCACCAGGACCCCCAGUAAAGGGAAGAGUAAAGGGCGGAAGGAGGACGAGAAACUGAGAGAUGAGGAUGAGAGUAAGCCCCAGCAGGAGGUAGCCAUGGUAACAGAGAAGCCGUGGAUGCUCCCGUAUGAUGCUGCGUUCCACGCCCUGGUUACCGAGGCCACCAAGACCAUCCUCCCGCUGCACGUGGAGAGUGAGCAGUACAGCGCCUUAGCCAGGCUGGUGAGUGAGGUGAUGGGCGGGGCGGUGGAGGUGGACAGACAGCAUGACUUCCUGUGGGAGCUCCACCUCAGUGAGCUGCGCUACGAACUACAGUCCAACAUCAUCCCCAUCGGACAGAUACGCAAGGGAACCUACUACCACAGGGCUCUGCUUUAUAAGGUGUUGGCUGACCGUAUAGGUGUGAGUUGUAGCCUGGUGAGGGGGGAGUAUAAUCGGGUGUGGAAUGAGGUCCUCCUCUCAGUUGGGACGCCCCACUACCCAGGGUGCCAGCCCCAGCCCAGAGCUCACCUGGUGGACCUCAUACACCAGCCUGGCAGGCUUCUGAGAGCCAAUACACCCCAGGCCAAACAAUACCAGACUAUAUAACCACAUGUUAAAAUACACUUUAUAACUACACAAUACCAGACUAUAUAACCACAUGUUAAAAUACACCAUACCAGAUUAUAUAACCACAUGUUAAAAUACACUUUAUAACUACACCAUACCAGACUAUAUAACCACAUGUUAAAAUACACUUUAUAACUACACAAUACCAGACUAUAUAACCACAUGUUAAAAUACACUUUAUAACUACACCAUACCAGACUAUAUAACCACAUGUUAAAAUACACUUUAUAACUACACAAUACCAGACUAUAUAACCACAUGUUAAAAUACACUUUAUAACUACACAAUACCAGACUAUAUAACCACAUGUUAAAAUACACCAUACCAGAUUAUAUAACCACAUAUUAAAAUACACUUUAUAACUACACAAUACCAGACUAUAUAACCACACUUUAAAAUACACCAUACCCUGGGAGGCUGCUAAGGUCCACCACACAACCCCAAGUUAUACAAUGCCAGACUGUACUGUACUUUGUAAACAACACUAGACCUUAUAAACUGUCUGAUCUAGACUGCAGCUAUCCCA
This is a messenger RNA of Oncorhynchus kisutch (coho salmon), 3185 nucleotides long. RefSeq names its product armadillo repeat containing 3 (gene armc3). The coding region runs from base 134 to 2638 and encodes 834 amino acids. The transcript has 18 exons. NCBI's taxonomy places the organism in Eukaryota, Metazoa, Chordata, Actinopteri, Salmoniformes, Salmonidae. Gene Ontology annotation, molecular function: protein binding. The record is from RefSeq and is a predicted model, not a curated record.